Messenger RNA from Rotaria sordida, 423 nucleotides. NCBI's taxonomy places the organism in Eukaryota, Metazoa, Rotifera, Eurotatoria, Philodinida, Philodinidae. The record is from the annotation of a GenBank genome assembly.
AUGGAAACAGGUAAAACAAUAUUAAUGGUGAAUACAGAUCGUAUACAUGGUUCACUCUACAAUGUAUUCAAUCAGAAUUUUUCAACUAUGGGUGCAGGUGAGACAAGAAAAUUAUUUUCAAAAGUUGCUAUUGGUUCAAAAACAGUCGAUGUUGUUGUUCAUGAAAACUUUCAAUGUAUCCUACAUAUAAAUCGAAAUGUAUUCACUGACAUAUCGGCAUCAUUUCUAAGUCGUUUUCAAAGAUAUUCAUUGAGUGUCAAUAAUUUCUAUCGUAUUCAAUUGGAAUGUCUUUCUGAUGAAGAACGAACAAUUAUGAAUAGUGUUGAAGUUAAAAUACAAACAUUCAUUCAACAUUUCGAUCAAAAUUGCUUAUACGGAUUAACUAAUAAUAGGAUGGGUGUAGACGUGGGUAUGGGUAUGUGA